AUGGAUGCAAAUCACUCCAACCCCUUGGAGCCUCAGUCUUCUCCAGAGGCCCCCAGGCCUGGCCUGAACCCUGGCUCAAUCCCAGGGAGCAAGAACCUGCAGCAGGACCCCCCCAACAUGGUGGGAGACAAGUUGCCACCAAAGACUGGAGCAGUGGUCAUCGACAUGGGCACAGGCACCUGUAAGAUGGGUUUCGCAGGGCAGACUCGGCCCAUCUACACCGUGGCCACCAUCGUGGGCUGCCAGCCCCAGAAGCUGGCCACCACCGGGCAGCAAGUGCUGGAGACGUUCAUCGGCGAGGCCGCCCGCAUGCGCCCGGAGCUGACGCUGGUGCAGCCCGUUCGGAACGGCAUCUUGGUGGACUGGAACGCGGCUGAGCUCAUCUGGCGCCACGUACUUGAGCACGACCUCCGUGUGGCCACCCAGGACCACCCGCUGCUGUUCUCCGACCCGCCCUUCAGCCCCAGCACCAACCGUGAGAAGCUGGUCGAGGUGGUCUUCGAGUCUCUGCGCUCCCCCGCCAUGUACGUGGCUUCCCAGUCGGUGCUGUCCGUCUAUGCACACGGACAGGUCAGUGGGCUGGUGGUGGACACGGGCCACGGGGUCACCUACACAGUACCCGUCUUCCAGGGGUACAACCUGCCCCACGCCGCACAGCGCCUGGACCUGGCGGGAACCCACCUGACCGCCUUCCUGGCGGAGAUGCUGCUGGGCUCCGGCUUGCCCCUCGGGCAGCAGGACCUGGACACGGUGGAGAACAUUAAGCAUCGCUACUGCUACAUGGCUGCCGACUUGCUCAAGGAGCAGGCCCGGCCAGAGCAGGAAUACCAGCAGACCCUGAAGCUGCCUGAUGGGCAGACGGUAACACUGGGCAAAGAGCUGUUCCAGUGCCCGGAGCUGCUGUUCAGCCCCCCCGCGAUCCCAGGGCUGUCGCCUGUGGGGGUCCCUACCAUGACCACACAGAGUCUUCUCAAGGUGCCCCUGGAGGUGCAGGCGGAUGUGGCCCAGAACGUGCUGCUCUGCGGGGGCUCCUCACUCUUCCAGGGGUUCGAGGGCCGCUUCCGCACUGAGCUGUUGCACAGUCUGCCCCGUGAGGCCCACGUGGUGGUGAAGGCCCAGCCCAGCAGGAACUUCUCGGUGUGGAUCGGGGGCUCCAUCCUGGCCUCAUUGCGUGCCUUCCAGUCCUGCUGGGUCCUGCGGGAGGAGUACGAGGAGCAGGGGCCCCACAUCGUGUACCGCAAAUGCUACUGA
Messenger RNA from Equus quagga, 1251 nucleotides. RefSeq names its product actin-like protein 9. Gene Ontology annotation, biological process: axonogenesis; cell motility. The record is from RefSeq and is a predicted model, not a curated record. Lineage: Eukaryota; Metazoa; Chordata; Mammalia; Perissodactyla; Equidae. Gene Ontology annotation, cellular component: NuA4 histone acetyltransferase complex; axon; cytoplasm. Gene Ontology annotation, molecular function: nucleosomal DNA binding; protein kinase binding.